AGAAGAAGAAGAAGAAGUAGUAGAAGAAGUGUGUUGCCGUUUUGCAGCUAUGACAACAAACUUUUUCAAGUCUGAUGAAUGGCCUCUCUGAAGAAUACGAAGCUUUGCUCCUCUGGAGUGCAUCGAAAGUCUUUGAAAUGUACCGUGUACUUGGACAUCCAGGCGGUCACAUGUCCCGGGCUGCUUCUGUCUCGAAAGAACAACAUCUACCUCAGUGUGUGCAUCCUGGGCCAGUACAAGAAGACUCCUAGUUUGCCCGCUGUCUUCCCUUUACUCUUUCACCACAAAAUGGUCUUUGUCAGGACUUUCCCCGGCGUUGUUGACCCUGCUGAUGUAGCUGACCUGCUCGAAGCUGACACGACAUCUUUUGAGCUGAUUCAGUUGGUGCCUCCAGAGGGUGAGAUUCUAGCCACCAUGGAGGAAAGCAGCCGAGAUUUCUUGUACCCUGGUCCCAGACUGAGCUCAGGAGAAGGAGCUGCAGAGAGAGAAAUACCGAUGACGAGGUCCUCAUCCUUUCCCGGAAUCUCCCUCAAAGUGGAGUUUAUAACGACGUCGGUCAUAGAAGAGAGUGAUGGGAGAGAAGGCUGGCCUGCAUCGCCCAACUGCUGUUUAUCUCCCGCGAAGCCGGCGUUGACCCCAUCCAGACGAAUUCAGGCGAAUAAGUCUUCAACAUCCAGCCAUUUUCCCAGGACAGAUGAUGGAUAUCGCGUGUCUUUGAAAGGCGGAAAGGAAAAGCGAAAUAUUGAAGCUAGCAUCACAAACUUUCCUUCUUCAUCCCCGUCCGGCCGCAAUCACCAGAAAAACAAGAAGGAAGGAAAAAAUGCUUCUCCCAGAGUUUCUGUCGUCUCUGGCUACCAGCAGCCCACGGUUUCCUCAAUGACACGAGCCCUGUCCCCGUACACUCACCGCAAGAUGUGCCAGCUUUCAGAAGACGCCAGGCAGAGGCUCAGUCACCUCCAGCUGGGGCCUCACCAUUUCAGGAAGGAGACAGAGAUCCAGCCGCCCUUCUUGGUCUCUGGUUGCAGUAGUGUCUCUGCGAUGGGAGCGCUGUCCUCCUCUCCUCACAACAGCAGCAUGCAUCAAUGCUCUUCUAGCUUCUCAGUUGAUCAAACAGAUUCUUCUCUCCUGGGUAGUUAUAGACCAAGAACAGCCGGAGUGAAGUCCAGUCCUCUGAGGGUCCAGUCAUCUCCAGAGACACAGUCCAGACAUGAAGCCCGGGCCCGGAGCUCUGUGAUAGAUUCUAACCAGGCUCAGUCCAACUCCAGAAGUCCUCUGGAUCUCAGCAACCAUUCCAUCAGAGAAAGGCUCCCGCCCGAUCCGUCCCACUGGGAGGAGAUCCACAACCGAGUCCAGAGGAUCCUGCAGACACACAGAACCAACUGGGACCACAGAGGGAACUUUGACCUUUAACCUUCUCAUCUAAAAGUAACCUUUGCGCUGUCAUGCAGUGGAUCACAGUCAGUUUCUACAGGCUGCACUUACCUGUUGAUUUUCACUGUGCCAGUCACAUGUUGUCUGUAGGAAUGAAUUAACACUCACGCCCAGACACUAACGCACCUUUUUAACCUGAAGAUUUGAUCAUCCAGUGAAUAGCUUCGUUCCUCACACACACAUCUCAAGCUUUUUCAAUUUCAUGUUCAUUUACAUUUCAAAUGAUUGACAUUUCAAACAGUUUUUGUCAUCAUUACUCUUUGAAAAGACAGGAACGUUGAUGGGAUCAUGUUCAAACGUGCAGCAGCACUUCUUCCACUUGUCAUUGUUACAUAAAUUAUAUGCGACUGAAAUUUAAAUAUAAAAAAAGAAAGUGUAUUAUAUUUAUACAAGCCAAUAGGUGUGUACAGUAAGUGAUCGUCUGGUUUUUUUCAAUGAAGUGGGUACAUUUAGCUAAAUGUGCAGGGAGGGUCUAAUUAUUCGUCAAACUAUAUCCGUUGUUUGUUCCUCUCUUGGACUUGUAUUGACAAACACCCAAUCUUUACUGAGAUGGAGAAAUUUCAGAUCCCUCUUAGUCAGCAGAGAAAGUUACAGAGCAAAAAUAUUUAGGUUUUCUCACAGAAAAAAACUAAAAACCAAAUCUGGUCAAAGAAAACUGUCUGAUAGAGCAUAAAUGUGUUUUUCAAUAAUAAUUAAACACAGGAGAAAUGUCAGGGGAUAGAUUUUUUUUAUUUUUAUACCAUUAAAAAAAAAAUUAACUCCACAGCAGGUAGUUUUAAUAACGCUGCCUACUGCACAGACUUUACCAUCUCAAUCACCUGACUGCAUUUGAUUUUCAUUUGAAAUUAACAGUGUAUUUUAAAAUUAAGGAAGCAUAUUGUUGCUAAAGUUGUUAUUGCAUUGCAAAUUAUGUAGAAAUUGAGUGUUAAUAUUGACAGUAUUGAUACAUUUUCUGAAAAUUCAUUGUAGAUUGACUUGAUGAAUUCAUGUUUGAAUGUGCUGAAACAAAUAUGAAUGAGUGCAUUUAUUUUGUUUUAUUCUCAUAUAUGCUUUUUUUUCAAAGAUAUAAUGUUGAAACAUAUGACACUCAUUUGUUAUGCUUGGUUCAGCAUUUGACUAUAUAAAACACACUAGUUUCUAUUUUUUUGUCAUAAAUGUCAGACCAUGAUAUUUUAUCCUACGGAACAAUCUGCAUCUUCAGAAUCUGUUGCGUUUAGUUUGGAAGAAACAUUACAAACAUUGGUUCCAGUCAAAACAAAAUGUUUUAAUGUUAUAAGCAUGUUCUUUUUGAAUGACAAUGAUUACUACGUUGCAUAAUGCUUGGAAAACACAGGUCAAUUUAAUUAAAUAUCUGUUUCAGUUGUAAAUAGAAGCCUGCACCAUAUUUACUGCUGACAGUAAAAGUUCUGACUGUU
Molecule: messenger RNA, 2846 nt
Organism: Scophthalmus maximus (turbot)
Lineage: Eukaryota; Metazoa; Chordata; Actinopteri; Pleuronectiformes; Scophthalmidae
Gene: spata6
Product: spermatogenesis associated 6
Exons: 11
Coding region: 79-1410 (443 amino acids)
Biological process (GO): spermatogenesis
Molecular function (GO): myosin light chain binding
Source: RefSeq, a predicted model, not a curated record